CUGGGAGUCUCCGCUUCUACUGGCUGCUAAAGAAAAUAACGUCCAAGCCAUCAGGAAGCUGACCAUGGAUGGAUCUUGUGAUGUCUAUCAAAGAGGAUUUGUGGGGGAGACGGCUCUUCACAUAGCCGCCCUCUACGAUAGCACAGAAGCUGCCGAGGCACUCAUGGAGGUGGCUCCAGAACUCGUCAACGAGAGGAUGACGUCCGAACUCUAUGAAGGGCAAACGGCUCUGCACAUCGCAGCCGUCAAUCAGAAUGUCAACCUGGUGAAAUCUCUGAUCCAGAAAGGGGCUCACAUCUCCACUCCCCGGGCCACGGGGCUCUUCUUCAGGCGAAGCUCCAAAAACCUCUUCUAUUUUGGUGAGCACAUUUUGUCUUUCGCCGCCUGUGCAGGGAGCGAAUCGAUUGUGCAGCUGCUGAUUGAAAAUGGUGCAGACACCGGAGUGCAAGACUCCUUAGGUAACACCGUUCUGCACGUCUUGGUGCUGCAGCCCAACAAAGCGUCUGUGUGUCAAAUGUACAACCUGUUUCUCUGCUACACAAAGGAAGACGAGGAGCUGGGAGCCCUGGACUCCGUCCCCAAUAACGAGGGGCUCACUCCGUUUAAGCUGGCGGGUGUGGAAGGCAACACCGUGAUGUUCCAGCACCUAAUGCAAAGAAGAAAGCAUGUCCAGUGGACCUAUGGGCCUUUGACAUCCAUCUUGUAUGACCUCACAGAAAUUGACUCGUGGGGUGAUGACCAGUCUCUCCUGCAACUUAUUGUCACCACUAAAAACAGAGAGGCUCGGCGCAUCCUAGACCUGACCCCCAUGAGCGAGCUGGUAAACCUGAAGUGGAAUAAGUAUGGAAGGCCGUAUUUCUGCAUCUUGGCGGUGUUCUACAUAUUGUAUAUGAUCUGCUUCACAAUGUGUUGUGUCUACCGGCCUCUGAAACGCCGGAUCUAUAACAGAACAGAUGAAAGAGACAACGUGAUAUUCAUUCAGAAAUCCUUGCAGGAAUCUUACGCCACUCCAGAGGACGACAUCAGACUGGUGGGUGAGCUCAUCACUGUGAUUGGGGCCAUCGUGAUCUUGGUUCUGGAGAUUCCAGAUAUUGUCAGAGUUGGAGCCACCAAGUACUUUGGACAAACGAUUCUUGGAGGACCUUUCCAUGUCAUCAUCAUCACGUACGCCUGUAUGAUCCUGGCGACCAUGGUGAUGCGUCUCACCAGCGCUACAGGAGAGGUGGUCCCCCUGUCCAUUGCUCUGGUGCUUGGCUGGUGCAACGUCAUGUAUUUCGCACGAGGGUUUCAGAUGCUGGGGCCCUUCACCAUCAUGAUCCAAAAAAUGAUCUUUGGGGACCUCAUGCGCUUCUGCUGGCUAAUGGCGGUGGUGAUCCUUGGCUUCGCUUCUGCUUUUUACAUCAUCUUCCAAACGCAAGAUCCCGAUGAGCUGGGCCACUUCUACAACUACCCCAUGGCACUCUUCAGCACUUUUGAGCUCUUCCUCACCAUCAUCGAUGGGCCGGCCAACUACGAAGUGGACCUUCCCUUCAUGUACGGGAUCACCUACUCCGCCUUCGCCGUCAUCGCCACCCUCCUGAUGCUCAACCUGCUGAUCGCCAUGAUGGGGGACACGCAUUGGCGCGUGGCCCAUGAACGGGAUGAGCUCUGGAGAGCUCAGGUCGUUGCCACAACAGUCAUGCUAGAACGGAAACUCCCACGAUGUCUUUGGCCCCGGUCAGGGAUCUGCGGGAAAGACUAUGGGCUGGGUGACCGGUGGUAUCUCAGGGUCGAACGCCGCUGUGAACUUCGGCAGCUGAAGGUAAAAGCGUAUGAACCCCACCGAAGGGAUGCCUUUGAGAAAUAUUUGAAAAACAAGAAGGCUUUGCCUCCAGAUAACGGCGGACUGUUUUUCUCAAAGAAGCAGGGAUCCUUUGGUACUCCUUCUGAUACACCGAAUUCAUCACGGAGGGGCUCCGGGUGUGGCUGGGACAUCUUGCGCCGCAGCACGCUGCUCCGAGGGCAAGGGUACACCAAUUAUGGUAUGGAAGAGGAAGAAGUCUACCAUGUCUGAGCGAUCGGCCCCAGAGCCCAAGGAGUUCUUUUCGGCUUCAGUGCAGAGGCUGGAGUAGUACAUCCAACAGUUCACGUCACGGCUGUUCUGACAGGCAAUAGCGACUGUUUGGAACUCACCCUUGCUGUGAGCCGCACACAGAAAAGCCUUCUAUUGUAGAAGCGGAAGCAAGCUUGCUGAUCUUGAAACAGCAGCCCAUCUCCAGCAGAACUUUGGAGGAGAUGACCUCUGUCAUGGUUUUCCUAGAGGACAAAGACUCUUUUUCCGGAGCCUUCCAGAACUGUGUACAGAUCUCGGUUUCGGCAGCGGCCUACUUUUGCUGGUGGUAGCGGACAAUGACACCUCCUUCAAAACCCAAGCUGCUUUCUGAGGAGGCCAUGGGGAACCCAAGCCACUGUUGAAUUUUAAGAGCUAAUAACAUUCAUAAUUUUGUAUUACUCUAAGCAGAAAGGGGGGGGGGGGAGGAGGGAAAGCAGCACGGGUAUAGCCUGAUUUCAUCAGAUCUUGGAAUCGAAGGAGAGUCGGUCCUCGGAUGGGAGAUGACCAAGGCAGAAACUCUGCAGAGGAAGGCGAUGGCCAAAAAACCUCUGCUUCUCACGUCCUUUGCAUGCCCCUUGCUGGGCUCACCACAAGUCAGUUGUGAUUUGAUAGCACUUGCGUACGGACGUAAGCAGAAAGGGAUUGUCCAGGAAUCACACGGUCCAGUUGCACACAUGGGGGACAUUUCAGCGUUCCUCAACCGCCAGAUCUUCAGAUGUUAGCGGAACAAUGCUCUCACCCCCACCCCACUGCUCUGAGUGUUUUUCUUCUCUACCUGGGGACUUUUGGUGUAGACAAACCUCAGGUCACUGCACUGUGCAUUUGUUCUUCUCGAUUCAUGUGAUUGGUUGUCAGCAGCUCCUCUAGGCACAGUGAUGUGACAUCACGGGUCGGGUGUUAACGUCAUUGGGCAAGGGGAGGCAGAAACAACUCUGUCACUCUUGUGUCUCCUCCCCAGCCUCUUAAACCCUUCAGUGAAGGGCAUUUGGCUUCCUUCCACUGCCCACAUAAGCUGGACAGUAAGGAGUCUCGUCCAAGAAUUAAACCCAAACUCUCACUAGGGCCAGUCCUAGACUGCCUGGCACCCUAGGCAAGGCCACAGGUGAAAUUCUAGCAGCAGCUCCUUUGCCUAUUAGGCCACACACCCCUGAUGUAGCCAAUCCUCCAAGAGCUUACAACACUCUUUUUUGUAAGCUCUUGGAGGAUUGGCUACAUCAGGGGUGUGUGGCCUAAUAGGCAAAGGAGCUCCUGCUAGAAUUCCACCCCUGGGCAGGGCUAACUUCUGGCACCCCACCCCCUGCACUGAUAAUGUCACCAAGUCACAUGGAGGGAGCCCAUGUUGGCACCCCCAGAAGGCCAGUGUUCUAGGCAAUUGCCUAGUUUGCCUCGUGGCAGGGCCGGCUCUGACCCUAACUCACAUGAAUCUCAUCUUUCUUGCCCUAUAUCUGUACAUGGCAUAAAGAUAAGAAUUUUGUAGUUCCACGGCAGCCUUCCAAUUCUUGGAGCAAGGUGAUGUCAGUUGUUUGUUUGAGAUCAAGAGCCUCAUCCGUGCACAGCUUGAUUUGUCAGCCUGUUUUAUCAUUUCUAGAGUCUGCUCUUCUUAAUUAGGGCUGAACGUCGACAUUUAUAGAGACGAUGCAUCUUCCGCUGAAAUCAGCCCCCCCUUCGUCUCUUCCUCGAAACAUCAAGGAAACAAAAAUGAGGGAUAUGAUAUUACAACAGGGCCGAGUUUUUCCCUGACAAGGGUGUGUGAGGGGGGAGGCAUACGUUGCAAAGCAAUGUUGUCGUGUCACCCCUUUGAAUUUGCAGGAUGGCAGAAGAGAAGAGGAAGUCGACAUGUUGAAAACAAUUCUGUUUUCUGUCCGGGUCUUGAUUUCCUGAAGUUUGACUUCACAGAGCAUCUUAAGACAAGCUUGCACUUAAUUCCCAUUGCGUUGCGCGCAAAUGUGAAGUGUGUACACUCUCCCUUUUUGAAGCUCUGCCCCCCCCCCCCAAAAAAAAAUCCCUGGCCAAGUACAGAAGACAGAGGACCAUUGGUCCUAAUUUAACGUGGGUCCAGGAUUGAAACUUUUCUCUAAGGUUGUCUUGUACCAGUCGCAUUCCUAGGCGCAGAGUAGCACAUUGAGUGACCGCUGAUACAUUCAAAUAUUAACGUGUCAUGCUUUUUGAAAUGUUCACUUCAUCUUCUGCCACCAGAAGCAGCUUCCGCGUUUUUUGUUUGUGGCUGCCGUAGCUUUUUCAAGCCAGCUUAAUUAUGUUUCUGUUUGAACACAAGCAACACGGGGAUUUCUUCCCUUCCCUCCUGUUUGAAAGGAAACAUUUAAUAGGCUGCACUUUGAUGUCUGACUUGGCAUAACUGUGAAUUUAAAUACAGAUCUCCUUCCCUUUAAGAUGCCUUCUUUCUACUGCCUGAGUCUCAUUGCCUUUUGAAAACUGAAUCCAAAAAAUGCAAUGCAUACGCAACCGUUAGGUUAGGAAGCAAGGUGUAAAUUGAUAAAAGUGUUUCUAUUUGCAGCAGAGUGUUCCCUGCAGAUCUUAUCCUAUUAAGCAAGGAAUAUAUGGCGGUAACUAUUUCACCACUGUGACCUUAAAAUUUAUUUAUGUGUUUACUUCCUUAAUAUCCUGCCUUUCUCCCCCAUGGGGUGUCCAAGACUGAACCCCAUGGGUCCCCAGAGCAGGUGCACAAAAGUAACCAGGCUGUUAUUAAUUUUUUUUAAAAAAAUAGUUUAUUAAAUUCUGAUCAGUUAAAGAAUCACUCUGCAGACAACACAUUGCUCUUUGAUUUCACAGCAAGAAAACAAGAAAGCUAGCUCACCUGUCUAAUAAUUUUGAGAAACUCCAUUAGACAGCUCAAACCACAAGUUCCAAAGUUGAAGCUCAGGUGUUCUCUAUGUUACUAGCAAUUGUAUAUCAUAGGCCUUUAGUCCAUCAAAUUCUGAGUUACUUCUCAUCCUCGAGGCCCUAGCUUAAUUAUACAUUUUGGGCCCACCACAUCAGGCAAUGAUAACAUCCAAUCAGGACACGUCUUCAGGAGAAACCUCUAGAAAAUGACCUCCCCACUUCUGGCUUUCCUCUUCCCAUCACACAAGACCGCAGGUUCUCAUGAGAAGCUAACUAACUUUGGCCUUGAAGAUGAUAAAAAUUACAAAGGCCCAAGGACCAAUGAGUAACACCUGCAGAAUAGACCAGGUCCGUUAUUAUUCACAUUAACCCUUUAAAGGAGGCCAGUGGUGCUUUGCCUCACAGUUCCCAAAGAAAUUUCUGUCAUUUUUCCUCUCAGGGUUGCCAACUCUGGUUUCAGAAAUACCUGGAGAUUUUGAGUGAAGCCUGGGGGAAGUGCCCACUGAUGGAAGGGGUGGGGACUGGGGUUGCCAACCUCCUGGUGGUAGCUGGAGAUUUCCUGCUACUACAGCUGAUCUCUAAGUAACAAAGAUCACCUGGAGAAAAUGGUUGCUUUGGCAGGUGGACUGUAUGGCGUUAGACCCUAUUGAUCCCCUCCCAUCCUCAAACCCCAUUUUCCUCAGGCUCCACUCCCAUCAUCCUGACAUGAAUAGCCAGAUCUUUCCCAAGUGGAUUGCUGGAAUGAUCCGACUUAUAAAAAGGGUAUUCUAGUGAAGUGCCUCUCUCUACAUUCCCUCCUCUUUAAAAUGUCCUCUUCUGAAAGUAAACAGAGGACUGUGUUUACACCAGCAGAUUUUCUAGAGGUUUCUUUUCUCAUUUUAUUCACACACAACUUGUUACCUUUGGUUAGACAUGCCUAAAGCUCAUUGGUUUCAGUAGGUUUACAGAAACAUUAUACCAACAGAAUGGAACGUUCUUCUUCCCUGCUGCCUCAGGAACAGAAGAAAGGAUGAACUAAGAUUAGGCUUGCUAGUACCUCAGUUGAGAAUUGGGGAACGCCCCACAGGCCUGUUGCCCAUCACCAUUCCCAUUUUUUUUAACUCUAGAUAGAGAGUAACUCUAGGAAUUACCUUACCAUAGAGCUUCCAGAGAUUCCUGGAGCUACUCUGUCACGGGUUUUCCCUAGAAGUGACAUGAUAGCACAUACGACGUCUCAGCCAUCCCUGUAUUCCCAUCCCAUACUUCUUGCUAGUUGCCAGGAAUGGUCAGGCAGCCCUGAUUGGGAUCUACAAUAGGGGAAGGUGUGACAGAAAGAUGGCAGCCAGAGGGUCUACAGACAGCAUUUUUUUUGGCCUUGUUGUAGAGAGAAGAUUGUGGCUGUGCUCUUUUGGCCUUGUGAAGAGCAGAGAAGUCUGGACUUGAAGGGGUUUUGAAUUUCGCCAGGGAACAAUGACCAACCUGGAAAGCAAGGUGAUUUUGCCACGGUGAAGGAGCAGUGUCACUCUCCCCCUAAAAUAACGGGGGAGUGUAAAUUCAGAGAUGGGAGAUGUUCAUGAUGGGAGAACGUGCAUGAACUGCUUAACCAUGUGUAUCAAUUACAGGCUGCCAUUUUUCUCUAAUAAAACUUCAAAACAC
Molecule: messenger RNA, 6568 nt
Organism: Heteronotia binoei (common prickly gecko)
Lineage: Eukaryota; Metazoa; Chordata; Lepidosauria; Squamata; Gekkonidae
Product: transient receptor potential cation channel subfamily V member 6-like
Exons: 14
Coding region: 65-2053 (662 amino acids)
Biological process (GO): calcium ion import across plasma membrane
Cellular component (GO): membrane
Molecular function (GO): protein binding; calcium channel activity
Source: RefSeq, a predicted model, not a curated record